AUGUGGCGAAGAGAAGACGGUUUAGAGCCUUUUAUCGGUGUUAUUGUUACACCAUACGAUGAAGAACAUGAAUCUAAUGUAUCCAGAUUUCAAUUCUGGGUGAGUGGAUCAAACUACGACUUAUCGGGACAAUUCAUAACACCAAGUGAAACUUUACCAGAAGAAAUGUUCUCGCAGCUGUCCGGAUUAGUUGAAGAGUAUCAAAAUUAUGACCAGCGAGUUGAUAUGACAGAAUCAUUUAGAGAUGAUGAUGAUAUUUCGAAGCUUGAUAAAUUGAUGGAAUCAUUAUCUUCACAUAUAUCUGUCUCUUCAUCCGCAACCGAGGAAUUUAUUUUACGGGUUAAGGAACUUAUGAAUACCGAUUUUUUACCAAAAGAGAAAAGUCAUGUGAAAAUUAAUGCAAAAAGUAAUGCGGAAUGUCAUAACAAUUUUGGUGAUUCAACAAUUUCAAAAGAAAAGAAAGAAAAUGAAUGA
Diversispora eburnea is the source of this 474-nucleotide messenger RNA. NCBI's taxonomy places the organism in Eukaryota, Fungi, Glomeromycota, Glomeromycetes, Diversisporales, Diversisporaceae. The record is from the annotation of a GenBank genome assembly.